GCGGCCUCGCGAGACUGAGGGAAAGUCGGCACGCGUGGCCGUCUUUCUGGUACUCGAGUGGAAGACCUCGGAUUUUGCGCUAGUCCUCGGCAGGGGGGGGCGCCGCCUCCGGUUCAGCGUAGCGUCUGGAGAACUCUGCACCUUAAUCUCAUUUUGGAGACCGUGAGACAGCCCUCGCACUCUGUUUGCCUGUGAACAGCUGUAGCAUCCUCAUGCGCUGAACCUUUCCCAUCUGAAUGACGAGGCAGGAUGGCAGGUGGACGGAGGGGACUUGUAGCCCCUCAGAAUACUUUUCUUGAGAAUAUUGUCCGGCGCUCUAACGUUUGGACAUUGUCUCAUAGACAGACAGACACUAAUUUUGUUCUGGGAAAUGCGCAGAUUGUGGACUGGCCCAUAGUGUACAGCAAUGAUGGCUUCUGCAAGCUAUCAGGCUUUCACCGGGCUGAGGUCAUGCAGAAGAGCAGCACCUGCAGUUUCAUGUAUGGAGAACUUACAGAUAAGGAAACGACUGAGAAGGUUCGACAAACAUUUGAAAAUUACGAGAUAAACUCCUUUGAAAUUCUCAUGUACAAGAAGAAUCGGAUGCCAGUGUGGUUUUUUGUGAAAAUCGCUCCCAUUCGCAAUGAGCAGGAGAAGGUGGUGUUGUUCCUCUGCACGUUCAGUGACAUCACUGCAUUUAAGCAGCCCAUCGAAGAUGAAUCAUCCAAAGGCUGGGGAAAACUGGCCCGUCUGACCCGAGCCCUAACGAGCAGCCGAGGGGUUCUGCAGCAGCUGGCCCCGGCCGUCCAGAGAGGAGAGAACGUCCACAAACACUCCCGCCUAGCUGAGGUGCUGCAGCUGGGCUCAGACAUCCUCCCCCAGUACAAGCAGGAGGCUCCAAAGACGCCCCCCCAUAUUAUCCUCCACUACUGCACCUUCAAGACCACCUGGGACUGGGUCAUCCUCAUCCUCACCUUCUACACGGCCAUCAUGGUGCCCUACAACGUGUCCUUCAAGACCAAGCAGAACAACGUCACCUGGCUGGUGGUGGACAGCAUCGUGGACGUCAUCUUCCUGGUGGACAUCGUGCUCAACUUCCACACCACCUUCGUGGGCCCUGCUGGGGAGGUCAUCUCUGACCCCAAACUCAUCCGCAUGAACUAUGUAAAGACCUGGUUUGUCAUCGACCUGCUGUCCUGCCUGCCCUAUGACGUCAUCAAUGCCUUCGAGAAUGUGGAUGAGGGUAUCAGUAGCCUGUUUAGCUCUCUGAAGGUAGUGCGGCUGCUGCGUUUGGGACGAGUUGCUCGAAAGCUGGACCAUUAUCUGGAGUAUGGGGCGGCAGUAUUGGUGCUCCUGGUGUGUGUGUUUGGGCUGGCUGCUCAUUGGCUGGCCUGCAUCUGGUACAGCAUUGGGGACUAUGAGGUAAUUGACGAGGACAACAACACAGUGCGCAUGGACAGCUGGCUGUACCUGCUGGGCGAAACCACAGGCUCGCCAUACCGCUUCAACCUCAGCGGCUCGGAGAAGUGGGAGGGGGGGCCCAGCAAGGACUCGGUUUACAUCACCUCCCUGUACUUCACCAUGACCAGCCUGACCAGCAUCGGCUUCGGCAACAUCGCCCCCACCAGCAACGGGGAGAAGAUCUUUGCUGUGGCCAUGAUGAUGAUUGGAUCUCUACUGUACGCCACCAUCUUUGGUAACGUCACCACCAUCUUCCAGCAGAUGUACGCCAACACUAACAGGUACCACGAGAUGCUGAACAGCGUGCGAGACUUCCUCAAGCUGUACCAGGUGCCCAACGGCCUGAGCGAGCGGGUGAUGGACUACAUCGUUUCCACCUGGUCCAUGACCCGUGGCAUUGAUACCGAAAAGGUGUUACAGAUCUGUCCUAAGGACAUGCGGGCAGACAUCUGUGUGCACCUGAACAGGAAGGUGUUUAAAGAGCACCCGGCGUUUCGGCUGGCCAGUGACGGCUGCCUCCGUGCCCUGGCCAUGGAGUUCCAGACAGUCCACAGUGCUCCUGGGGACCUAAUCUUCCAUGCAGGCGAAAGCGUGGACAGCUUGUGCUUUGUGGUGUCUGGGUCCCUAGAGGUGAUCCAGGAUGAUGAAGUGGUGGCCAUUUUGGGAAAGGGUGAUGUAUUUGGGGAUGUAUUCUGGAAGGAGGUGACCCUGGCACAGGCUUGUGCCAAUGUCCGUGCCCUGACCUACUGCGACCUCCACAUCAUCAAGCGUGAUGCGCUGCAGAAGGUUCUUGAGUUCUACAUAGCCUUCUCCAACCACUUUUCCCGCAACCUACUGCUCACCUACAAUCUGCGCAAGAGGAUCGUGUUCCGGAAGAUCAGUGAUGUGAAGCGUGAGGAAGAGGAGCGUUUGAUGAGGAAGAACGAGGCACCACUGAACCUACCUCCUGACCAUCCCGUGCGCCGGCUGUUCCAGCGCUUUCGGCAGCAGAAGGAGGCGCGGCUAGCGGCCGAACGAGCCAAUCAGGAUGAGUCCGAUCUGGAGAGAGGCAUUGCCUGCUUGGGGCAGACCACCAUCAACAAGGUCAUUGCCUCCACCAGCGUUGUUACAGUGACUGAGAGCCCAGCCACACCCAUCCUCUCUGCCACUUCUACAGCCAGAGGCUCCGCCCAUGUCAAGCUUGAGGGCCCCGCCCCCUCCAACCCUUCCAGGCCCAGCGAACCCUCCAGGGGUAAGGGUUGGGGCCGUUUCCGUGAGAACGCAGGGAAAGGAGAGGGCUGGAGCGAGGUUUCAAAGGCUGAGUCCAUGGAGAUGCUUCCGGAAAGAACUAAGACCAUCCAGGAGACAUCCCUGAAGAAGACCGACUCCUGCGACAGCGGAAUCACCAAGAGCGACCUGCGGCUGGAGAGGGCUGGGGGGGGCGGGGAGGCGCGGUCUCCCCAGGACCGCAGCCCGGGGCGACCCGAGGCCCAGUUCUGCCCCAUCCCGGAGCACUCCCUGCACGCCUCUGUGCUGGAGCUCCGGCAGGAGCUCAGGGAGGAGAUCAGUUCCCUCAGUACCCGCAUGGGGGCGCUAGAGAGCCAGAUCUCCCUGGUGCUCAGGAUACUGCAGGCUGGGAAACGCAACUCCUCAGCCCCACAGGCUCUGUCACAGCCCCCCUCCCCCGAAUCCGACAAAGAAGACAUCUUCUCCUAAUGCCGGUGAGGACAGUCUUAUGCACAAACCCCCAGGGGGCAUUGCUCCUGCUGUCCACCAGGGGGAAAUGAACCUGUGAAGCAGAAGCUGCACUGUGGCACUUCCUUGUGAAUCUGUAAGCCAGUGCACCUGACCUGAGACUGAACAUGUUAACCUUUUAGGCACCAGUAGAAUCCCUGCAGAUCGAGACCAAAUAAAACCAUAAAACAUCUCAUUUCAGAUCUAAUAUUCAGAGAAAAUGAUCUUAUUUUAUAUAAUUAUAUGUCAUGGUUUGUAAUGUUUCAAAGCUCCACAGGAGUCUUCACAUUUUACAAUUUUUUUAAGUGUCAAGUAUUUUAAAUACUUGCCUAUAUUUGACUCCUGCAUUAAACCUGGUAAUACACUGGAUCACAGCCCUGCUGGAUCUGUACAAUAGAUUGUAUAGUAUUUCCUAAGUUAUUUUGUAAAAUUUUAAAAGAAAAGAACAAAUUUAUAUUUUUUAUUAAUCAACAGAGUAUCUGUUGGAACAAUUUGUUCUAUCAACUGAUUUCAUUUUUCCUAAAGGAUAAAUUCCUUGUUUACUUUUUAUCUUUUUUACUUUUCCUUGCCUUGCUGAUUGGACUGCUUUUUGUUUAUAUUCAGCAGCUGUGUACCUUCACAAACCACCCACUCCUUCCCUCUCCUGUCCCACAUGGCUCCAUCCCUGAACCCAUAAUAUUUCACAGAUGCAUCCUGGGAAUGUGAGAGCAGGAGAGUAAGUGAUACUAUUGUAGCAUUUUUCACUGAAAUAUCAUUUGAUUCUGUCGUAAUACUGUGUAUAAAUGUACAGGUGACCACAUGCAGAAUAUUUAUCCUGCAUAUUUACACCAUUUAAUAUGUCAUAGGACAUGAAAUGAACAUCACAUCAUAAACAAAAAAACAAUAAUGGUUUUGAAGCUGAGACUGUUAAGCAUUGUUAGUUAAACAUUGCUAGUUAAGCACUGCUAGUCAAAACUCUGUUAAACUGAACUGAAAACUGCAACUGUUGAAAAUAUGUGUAAAGUUAUGUGAAAUAUUUGUAAUAAACUAUUUUAUACCUGA
Molecule: messenger RNA, 4194 nt
Organism: Anguilla anguilla (European eel)
Lineage: Eukaryota; Metazoa; Chordata; Actinopteri; Anguilliformes; Anguillidae
Product: potassium voltage-gated channel subfamily H member 1-like
Exons: 12
Coding region: 250-3135 (961 amino acids)
Biological process (GO): regulation of membrane potential; potassium ion transmembrane transport
Cellular component (GO): membrane
Molecular function (GO): delayed rectifier potassium channel activity
Source: RefSeq, a predicted model, not a curated record